UCUCCCGGCGUGCCGUGCGGCGGCGGCACAGCCCCUCCGUGCGCAGGCGCGGCGGGCUGAGGGAGGGCGACAUGGCGGCGGCGCUGUCGCUGCGGGGCCGGGCCGCGGCCCUCUUCACCGGUGCCCAGCGGCUCCUCAGGAGCAGCGGCGGCGCGGCCGAGAAGUGCCUGUGCAGGGGGAUCAGCUCGGAUGAGCGCCCGAAGCGGCCCCUGUCGGCCUAUUUCCGUUUCCUGAAGGAAAACCAUUCUGCUUUUCGGCAGAGGAAUCCAGAAAUGAGCAACAUGGAGCUGGUUAAAAAAAUAGCAGGUGCUUGGAAGGAGUUACCAGCAUCCCAGAAGCAGGUUUAUGAGGAAGCUAGAAAGACAGACUGGCAAAGAUACGAAGAGCAGUUGGCCGCAUAUAAAGCGCAGCUAACUCCAGCGCAGGCUGUGGCUCUGAAAGAAGAAAGGAGAAAACGGCUGGCAAAAAGAAGAUCGUUCAGGGCAAAAAGAGAAUUGACUGUGCUUGGAAAACCUAAAAGACCUCGUAGUGGCUUCAACAUUUUUGUGUCAGAAAACUUUCAAGAAAGCAAGGGACUUUCACCUGUGGCAAAGCUGAAGCAAUUAUUUGAUACAUGGCAAAAACUGUCCAGUUCCCAAAAGCAGCCAUACCUGCAGCUUGCUGAAGAUGAUAAGGUUCGGUACGAGAAUGAAAUGAAGUCGUGGGAGGCAAAAAUGCUUGAACUCGGACGUGAAGACCUGAUACGUUCCAAAAACCAAAGGCCAAAAAAGAAAACUGCUGAAACUGCAGAGGAAUCUGAAACAGCCAAAGCUUUCUCGCGUGAAAAAAAGGCAAAAUUAAAGUUGAAAAAAUCGGAAGAAUAAAAUGGUUAAGUAUUUUAUAUUUAUUGCCCUUUGGUUGUCAUGUCUUUAUCCUGCUGUGUUAAUGCUGCCGUCAGCAUUAGCACUGAAAUUUGGAAAACCCAUAAAGGGCCCGUUGGAGAAGUAGAAAAGCCUAUCUGGUAAAGAGGGGAUUUGGUGUCCCUCGGAACUGACUGAAAUAAUCACUGCAGGUGUAGCCUGAAUGUACGACAGUAACCGGUUAAUCAAGCUGUGAAUAGUGAUACUCACAUCAGCAGAGCUCUCCAGUAAUGGUAGAUACCAACUAGCUUUUAUAAGGUAUUUUUUAUGAAAGCAAGAAUAUUCUACUAUGUUACCAUCUACAAUUCUGUAAAUAAGAGCUGAAAUCUGAGUCAAAGCUGCUGUGUUUUAUUCCCUCCAUGGUAUUGGUAGUGAAAUGUUCUACAUUUCAACAAAAGGCACAAGAAAUGUAAAAUACUAACUUUUAUUUUAUUCAUCUGUCUUUUUGUACGUCUCAGUCUGUGUAUACCACUUAUGUUGCAUUUAAUUAAAGACCUUAUGAGUUUCGUAUAAACAUAUCUUUACUG
Phalacrocorax carbo (great cormorant) is the source of this 1426-nucleotide messenger RNA. Lineage: Eukaryota; Metazoa; Chordata; Aves; Suliformes; Phalacrocoracidae. The record is from RefSeq and is a predicted model, not a curated record.